AAUAAAACAAGAGGAACCAGAAACCUGGAGAAUAAAACAAGAGGAACAAGGAGAGUUCAUUGAAGAAAAAGAGGAAAAUGAAGAACCAAAUCAUCAAGAUAAGCAGCAUGCAUGUGAUCAAUGCGGUAAAAUGUUUUUAUGGGCUUCACUUCUGAAGAAACACUUGAAAGUUCAUGCAAAGAAGAAUACACAUUCAUGUCAUUUGUGUGGUGAGAGUUUUUUACAUCUACAAAGUUUGAAAGAACAUCAGAAAAUACAUACUGAUGUGAGAGAGUACGUGUGCUUUGAGUCUGAAAAGACUUUUAGUUCAGCGAGCAGUUUAAAACUACAUGAGAAGAUCCACACUGGAGAGAAACCUUACAAGUGUUCACACUGUGACAAGAGAUUCAGUCGGUUAACACAUCUGAAAACACAUGAGAGGAUUCACACUGCAGAGAAACCUUACAAGUGUUCACACUGUGACAAGAGAUUCAGUCGGUUAACACAUCUGAAAACACAUGAGAGGAUUCACACUGGAGAGAAACCUUACAAGUGUUCACACUGUGACAAGAGAUUCAGUCGGUUAACAUAUCUGAAAACACAUGGGAGGAUUCACACUGGAGAGAAACCUUACAAGUGUUCACACUGUGACAAGAGAUUCAGUGUGUCAUCAAGUCUGAUAACACAUGAGAGGAUCCACACUGGAGAGAAACCUUACAAGUGUUCACACUGUGACAAGAGAUUCAGUGAUUCGACACAUCUGAAAACACAUGAGAGGAUCCACACUGGAGAGAAACCUUACAAGUGUUCACACUGUCACAAGAGAUUCAGUGAUUCAACACAUCUGAAAAGACAUGAGAGGAUCCACACUGGAGAGCAACCUUACAAGUGUUCACACUGUGACAAGAGAUUCAGUGUGUCAUCAAGUCUGAAAACACAUGAGAAGAUUCACACUGGAGAGAAACCUUAUAAGUGUUCACACUGUGACAAGAGAUUCAGUGUGUCAUCAAGUCUGAAAACACAUGAAAAGAUUCACACUGGAGAGAAACCUUAUAAGUGUUCACACUGUGACAAGCGAUUCAUUCAGUCAACAGAGCUGAAAACACAUGAGAGGACCCACACUGGAGAGAAACCUUAUAAGUGUUCACACUGUGACAAGAGAAUCAAUAAUUUAUCACAUCUGAAAAUACAUGAGAGGAAUCACACUGGAGAGAAACCUUACAAGUGUUCACACUGUGACAAGAGAUUCAGUGUGUCAUCAAGUCUGAAAACACAUGAGAGGAUUCACACUGGAGAGAAACCUUAUAAGUGUUCACACUGUGACAAGCGAUUCAUUCAGUCAACAGAGCUGAAAACACAUGAGAGGACCCACACUGGAGAGAAACCUUAUAAGUGUUCACACUGUGACAAGAGAUUCAAUAAUUUAUCACAUCUGAAAAGACAUGAGAGGAUUCACACUGGAGAGAAAACUUAUAAGUGUUCACACUGUGACAAGCGAUUCAAUGAGUCAACAGAGCUGAAAUCACAUGAGAGGAUUCACACUGGAGAGAAACCUUACAAGUGUUCACACUGUGACUGGAGAUUCAUUCGUAGAGGAAAUCUGAAAAGACAUGAGAGGACUCACACUGGAGAGAAACCUUACAAGUGUUCACACUGUGACAAGAGAUUCAGUGGUGCAUCGAGUCUGAAAAGACAUGAGAGGAUUCACACUGGAGAGAAAUGUACGAGGGAAGUGUUCCAUUAAGUCAUCUGUUAUACACAGUCAUACAAAAUACAAUCACAAUAAGGCCCCGUACACGCGAAGACACAUUUAGUUGUAUAUGUAAAUAUUUUGUAUGGUAUAUGUGUUUCGUCCAGACGGAUCCAGCAUUUUGGGAGAGUGAAGUAAUUUUUUUUAAACUAGGUCCCAGAGAGGAUAUAUCUGAAAAUGACACCUUUUUUUGCUUUUGUGUACUGCCAAUCCAUAUAUUUUGUUAAACAAUGAUGUCAUCAACCCACUUCUCUACUAUAGUCAGACACCGCUAGGUCAUGUAACACCAACAACAAUGGGGGACUACAUGUUUGUGCUCAUGCUGUAGAAGCUACUGCGCCUAUUAGCUUGACUAAACUUACUAGUGGAGCAGCACGAUAUUGGAAAAAACAACACACAUUGUGAUAAUUUUUCUCUGCAAUGUAUAUUGCGAUAUGGAAAAAAAUCACCAGAUGACUUGAACUGCUCUAUUUGG
Carassius auratus (goldfish) is the source of this 2204-nucleotide messenger RNA. Its product is annotated as zinc finger protein 271-like. NCBI's taxonomy places the organism in Eukaryota, Metazoa, Chordata, Actinopteri, Cypriniformes, Cyprinidae. Bases 131 to 1723 code for a protein of 530 amino acids. The record is from RefSeq and is a predicted model, not a curated record. The transcript has 2 exons.